This is a messenger RNA of Entrophospora candida, 756 nucleotides long. The record is from the annotation of a GenBank genome assembly. Lineage: Eukaryota; Fungi; Glomeromycota; Glomeromycetes; Entrophosporales; Entrophosporaceae.
AUGGUUUUAAUUGAUUUGGAGCAAUAUGAACAAAUAACAUUUCCUGAUUUAAACAUAUUACAAAAUAGUGUUGAAGAAGUAUUGGUAGCUUUUCGAUGUUUAAAGGACGAACAACAGUUAUUGAAUGAAUUAAGUGGUGAAUUUAAUAAAUUGAUUUACGAAAGAGCCAGAGAAUCAUUGAAAAUGUCAAUUAUUGAUGAUUUAUUACAAACAUUAACAUUGUUAGAAGAUAUGGCAAAAAAUAGAGAAAGAGAUUUAGAUAAAUUGGAGACAAAUUUUACCGAUUUUAUAAAUUCUUUAUCUUCUACUAGUAGUCGUGUACAAGAACAACAUGAUCGAAAUCAUUUAGAAUAUCAAACUGAAAUUUUUCAAAAAGUAUUCAACUCAUCACUGGAUUUUAUCAAAUAUAAUCAAUUGAAACAUGAAAGAUUGAUAACAAAUAAAAUAAAGAAAUACAAAAAAGUAAUUUCGAUAAAAUUACCGGUAAUUUUAUUGAAUUUGAAAAUAUCAAAACAAUUUUGGAAAAUACAAUUAAGCAUUCUUCAAUCACAUAUUUAUAUAUUGAAACCAUUGGUGGUGGAUGAUAAUAAUGACUACAAUAAUGGUAUAGAAAAGAAGAAAAGGAUACUUAAAUUAUCAAAUGAUUUUGUAGUUGAUGGGAUUAUAGAGAAAUGGGCAGAAGAACAAAAAUCUUGCAAAGAAUGUUGUCAGAUACUGAAUGAUAGUGUCGCUAGAAAUAUUUUACUUGUUUUGUAA